This is a messenger RNA of Nematostella vectensis (starlet sea anemone), 2274 nucleotides long. RefSeq names its product box C/D snoRNA protein 1. Gene Ontology annotation, cellular component: pre-snoRNP complex; nucleus. The record is from RefSeq and is a predicted model, not a curated record. The transcript is spliced from 8 exons. NCBI's taxonomy places the organism in Eukaryota, Metazoa, Cnidaria, Anthozoa, Actiniaria, Edwardsiidae. Gene Ontology annotation, biological process: maturation of LSU-rRNA from tricistronic rRNA transcript (SSU-rRNA, 5.8S rRNA, LSU-rRNA); box C/D snoRNP assembly; snoRNA localization. The coding region runs from base 77 to 1072 and encodes 331 amino acids.
UGGUAAAUAUCGUGAUUUUUUUUCCUCGUGGGAUCGUGAAAAAUCGCUCCCAAUAAUCACGCUUUUUAUUCGGAAUAUGGAAAAAGAAACAGCCAAAGAAGAGCCAAAAUGUGAAAUGUGUGGCUCUAAAGAGCCGAAGUAUAGAUGCCCAGGCUGUAGUAGGCGGACAUGUAGCUUGCCUUGCGUUAAGAGACACAAAGUAUUGUUCAGCUGUAAUGGAGCUAGGUGCAAGACGGCUUAUGUUCCCACAAAAGACUACAACGACAACACAAUGUUGAACGAUUAUCGUUUUCUGGAGGACACAGGAAGGGUAGCAUAUUCAGCUACUCGAGAUGCAAGCAAUAAACGGAGACAGCUGAACAGAAAUGUUACAUGCUUUCUAAAGCAAGCAAGACGGAGUGGAGUGUGUCUAAAGCUUAUGGCUCAUGGGAUGAAAAAGAGAAAAGAAAACUCAUCAUUCUUUGAUUACAGAAAAAAGCAUCUCAUGUGGAGACUUCAUUGGGUUUUCCCACACUCAAAUGCUGAAUACAGCGACAAACGUGUUUCAGAGCAUGAAGUUAUUGGUGAGGUUUUGAAGAGAUACAUUGAUCCGAUUGCAGGGGAUCCAGUUGUGAGACAAAGGUUGAAGUUGUACUGUCAAGCUGGAGUAGACAACAUUUGCAUUUUCAUGAAAAAGGAAAACCAGCCAGCCAACAAGCAAAGGUUUUACAGGGUGGAUAUGUCCAAGUCAAUUCGUGAGUUCCUACAAAACAAGACCAUCAUAGAGUUUCCUUCUUUUCAUGUUGUGCUAUGUGACAAAAGUCAUGAUUAUCCUACUGAAGAGCAAGAGAGCAACCUUCAAGACAAAGUGUCAAGUUGUUAUGCUGAGACACAAGAUGUAUCAAAUCAGCCAAACUGCAACGAAGAACAACCAACUAAUGUUAGGAAUGCAUGCCAAGAAAACACUGUUGGCCAAGAGGAACACAAAGUUAGCAUUGGGGAGCCCAACACUUGCCAGGAAAACAGCAUGAAGAUGGAGGAUGCAUACCAUGUCAAUGAAACCUGUGUAAAGGAUGUGCAUCCAGGAACAUAGCAAAAAUAUCCCUUUAGUAAGGAGGGUCCAUGCUAUGAAAAUAUGAUCAACUCUAAGAAUGUAUGUUCCUAAUACAGCAGAAAUAUUUGGAAUUCAAAUAACAAAAACAUGUGAUAAAGAAAAUGCCAUGAAACCAGUCAACAGCACAUAAUAAACAUUGAGGGUCAAAGGACCCAGCAGAAACAAAACUUUGAAUGGUGUAGGAGAACACAAUCAAAACUGAAGGUGAAUUCCAGAGACAUUGCCAAUAUCAAAGUUGAUGAUAAAAGCCUACUGAAACACUGCUGACACUUCUAGAAUCACCAAUACCAAUUUCAAGGAUCAAUACAAUGAAAAAGGAACUACCCUACACUAAGUUAUCAUAAUGAAUGUUAAGACCCUAAAAAUACUUGUAUCAUACCGUAGCAAGACAUGUUAUCAGAUUAAUGUCCAAAAACAAUGACCUUGGGCUUGAUUUGAAACAUACUCCAAUCUAUGGGGAUCAUACCAGGCCAAAAAAUUAGAUUAUUCAAUGGUAGAUCCAGAGGGGUCACUCCCCUUUCUUUGGAGUGGAAUGUUUGGGAUGCCCCCUUCCUCUCCUCUCACAUAUCCUUGACCUACCUCUGGUAUGUAUUUGAAAUGCAAACUGUUAAACACCUCUGAUAAAAAACAGUCCCAAUGUUGAUGUUGUAUAAACCCUUUUACAGAGUGGUUUUCAUAAGCAGUUGACCCUAUUUAGCACUAAUGUACCCAAACGUUUUUCUUCUCUUUUAUGAGUGCUGUACACUUCUUGACAAUUACACUUUGUUUAACAUUUCUGAAAACCACUCUAUAGUUGUAGAAACUGCAGUGUUGGCAAGAAAAAAAACACAGAUUUGCAUGAUGUUUUAAUGAGUUAUACAGUACAAAAAACAGUCACAUGAGAGUAACAUUUUCUUAAAUAUAGCCCAGGGAAAGAUGUUUAUAAAACCUAUAUAUUUUUUGUUAAACCAACAAUAGAAUCAGUAAAAACCAAUUGUUAAAAUUUUGAUGAAGGGGAGGAUUAAACAGUAACAGGAAGAUUGGACUUAUUGCUCAGUCACCCUUGUGGAAUUUUAUCUCAGGAAAACAUCUGUAUUUCUGAAACUGGAGUUAUCUCUGAAAGCAAGAACAAAUAAUCAGGGGAAUUAGUGAUUCUGUUAAACCUUGAAAAUAGUCAAUUAAAAUUCAUGAUUUGUACAGCA